AUGGAGCGCUUCGAGAAGAUCAGGACGGUGGGGCGCGGGGCGCAGGGGAGCGUGAUUCUGGUGCGAAGGAAGCAGGACGGAAGUCUGUUUGUCAUCAAACGCCUUUUCGUGGACGAGAGGCCGGAGUCGGACCGCACUGACGUGAUGAACGAAAUUAUUGUCCUGUCCCAGCUGCAUCACCCGAACAUCGUGGCAUACUACGGUUCCUUCAUCGAGGACGGCGUGCUGAACGUGGUGAUGGAAUACGCGGACAACGGGUCGCUCUCCGACCACAUUACGAAGGCCUCGAAGAUGUUCGCGGAGGACACUGUUGUGUCUUUCUUCGCGCAGCUGCUCCUGGCGAUCAACCACCUGCACCAGCGCAAAAUCCUCCACCGCGACAUCAAGACGAAGAACAUCUUCGUCACCAGGCGCAUGCAGGUCAAGCUCGGCGACUUCGGCCUCUCGAAGGUCCUCGACACCACCGCCGGCUUCGCGCAGUCCGCCGUCGGCACGCCGUACUACCUCUCCCCCGAGCUGUGUCAGGGCCGGCCUUACAACUACAAGUCCGACAUCUGGGCGCUCGGCUGCGUGAUGUACGAGAUGGCGACCUUCCGCCACGCGUUCGACGCCACGUCGCUCCCCGCGCUCGUCAUGGCCAUCGUCAGGGGGGAGUAUUCGCCCAUCGAGCCCCAGUACAGCACCGCGCUGCAGGAUGCCAUCAACCGGUGCCUCCGCAAGGACCCCGAGGACCGCGCGUCGGUCGAGGACCUCCUGCAGCUCCCGCUCCUCCAGCCGCACCUCCAGCGGUGCGCCGCGUCCAACAAGGCGUACAUCUCGGAGAUGGCAAAGGUGGAGCGGCCGCUGUUCACGUCCGGGCAGGUCGAGACGCCGCUGACGAACAUCCGCGAGGGGUGGCAGGCGCAGCAGCAGCGGGCGACGAAGGAGGACGAAGAGAAGGCCAUCCUGAAGGUGCUGGAGGACGUGGAGGGGGACGAGGGGCAGCUGGCGCAGGUGAUCUCGGAGCUCCGGGCCGCGACGGCGCCCGUGGACCGGAUCCAGGGCCGCAUGCCGGUGUACUGCUGCUUCACGGGCGCGGCACUGUGCGACGCGCUGCUGACGCGGCUGCAGCUGGGGUCGCGCUCGCUGGCGUUGAUCGUCGGGCAGCGGUGGCUCGAGUCCGGGCUGUUCUACCACGUGGCGCGCGGGGAGAAGUUCCUGGACUCGGACGACGCGCUGUACCGGUUUCGGCAGGACGAGGUCGGCGCGAUCAUCAACCUGAAGAGCCUGUACGCGGGGGGGCCUACGUCGCCCGCGGAGGCCGAGGCGGCGGUGCGGCAGCGGCUGGUCGCGAUCAUCGCGGGCUACACGUCCUCGAACGGCGAGCUGCUCGACUACGAGGGCCUCGCGCUGAGCGAGGAGUUCAAGCAGUGGACCGACACGGCGGCCAGCCUGCAGCGCGUGGACCCCGCGGCGCUGCCGUCGACGCCGGCGAAGAUCGCGAUGUUCAUCAACCUGUACAACAUGCUCGUCGUGCACGGGUUCCUCGUGAUCGGCCCGCCGUCCGGCCCGGCGCAGCGCGCGCACUUCGAGGCCCACACCAGCUACACGAUCGGCGGGUCCAUCUACAGCCUCGCGGACAUCUACCACGGCGUGCUGCGCGGGAACCGCCGGCCGCACGCGCAGCUGCGGUGCCCGUUCACGCCGUCGGACCCCCGCUUGCAGGGCGCGGUCCUGGUGUGGGACCCGCGGAUACACUUUGUGCUCAACCACGGGACGAGGAGCGGGGCGCGGCUGGCGGCGUACGAGCCGUCGCGGCUCGAGGAGCAGCUCGACGAGCAAACGAGGAUCUGCCUGACGAACAUCGUCACCGUCGAGGAGUCGGUCGACGGCCGCGUGGAGGUGACGCUGCCGACAGUGAUGCAGUGGUACCCUGGGGACUUCGGCGAGACCGAGGCGCAGCGCCUCCUCUGGGUCGCCCGCUUCCUGCCCGCCGCGCGCGCGUCCGCGAUCCGCUCUGCGGUCUCCGAGGGCUCCAAGAAUGCCGUGGUGAAGUUCCUGCCCCCGAACUGGCACAUCAACAAGCUCGUGCGUCCCGCACCGCCCCCGAUCCGCGGCAUGCCCCGCGGUGGCCGCGGCGCGCCCCAGCCGCUGCCCGGGGGCCCUGGUGGCUUUGCAGCGUACAACAGCAGCUCCUCCGGCGCGCCGUCGCCGGCAGGGCCGCCGCCGCGCGGGCCGCGCCGCACGAGGGACGCGAACGACAUCGCGGACCGCAUGGCGGCGGUGUCCGUCGGCGAGUCGGUCGAGAGCGGCGCGGCGAGCCCUGCGGUCGUGGGACGGCCGCGCACGCCGUCGGAGGCGAACGUGGGGGGCACAGAGCCAUCGCGGAUACUCACGCGGCUGCGGCAGUCGUCGGGGAUUCCGUCGGUGACGUCGCAGCGGACGAGCACGGGGGAUCCGCUGGACGACAUCAUUGCUCGCGGUUUCGUCGAGUAG
Pedinophyceae sp. YPF-701 is the source of this 2475-nucleotide messenger RNA. The record is from the annotation of a GenBank genome assembly. Lineage: Eukaryota; Viridiplantae; Chlorophyta; Pedinophyceae.